Messenger RNA from Pelobates cultripes (western spadefoot toad), 1000 nucleotides. The record is from the annotation of a GenBank genome assembly. Lineage: Eukaryota; Metazoa; Chordata; Amphibia; Anura; Pelobatidae.
AUGGCGCCCUCCUCCCCAACCUCAUCUGUGUCCUCGGAUGCAGGAGGCCCGACACUAGCAGGCAUCAAUUCAGACCUCAGGAGACUCACAGCAGCGAUGAUCACAAAACACGACCUACAAAUUCUUACCACUAAACUACAUGACUCCAUUGCUACCGCAGUGACGGCACUCCGAUCAGAUGCCGUGACCCCGCUGAUCAAACUAGGCCUCCCCUGAUUAAACCAGGGCCACAGACACAGCCCUCGCCUGACAGGGGGCAAUGCUCCUAACCCUCAGGAGAAGACUGAGGAACUAGAUAAUAGAAGCAGGCGCUCCAACAUCAGAAUACGCGGGGUACCUGAACCUCAGGGCGAGGAAGAUGUGGAAGGCCUCCUCACAGCGCUGUUCCAUCUGAUACUUGGAGACGGAGGCUCAGAUCAGAUCCGGUUUGACAGGGCGCACAGAGCAAUGCAUACCCGAACGAGCACCACGAGACCUAAUUUGCUAUCUCCACUCCUAUAAUCUCAAGGAGACGAUAAUGAGAAAGGCGAGGUCCUGUCCCACAUGGAGCUUUCAAGAAACAGAAGUGUCCAUAUACAACGACCUCUCGUGCUUGACGCUGGAGGCCUGCAGGGCUCUGAGGCCCAUCACCCAGGCACCUUGGGAUAAGAAUAUCCCCUACAAGUGGCCCGAGGAAGUACCGGCUUUUCUUCAGAAACUGGAACUGCGCCCAAUUCAAGUAACAAACUGGGUUCUGGACCCCCUUGGAUGCCCGCCCAGAACGGCCGCAAACAUCCCGCCGCCACCGCUGGUGCUCUCCAGCGAGACCACCACUCCGACAACACAGCCCAUGAUGGCUAGACGCCGGUCCACGUCUGGCAAUGACGGCGCCUGCUCCCGCGAGUUCAACUCACACCGUGGGGGCCCGGGCAUCGGGACCCCCGCUCAACUCGGAGAUCAGGUACGUCAGAGACCACAGCUCACGGCCCAACAUGGUGAUACAGCCCCCCAGGGACAUUAG